Molecule: messenger RNA, 316 nt
Organism: Symbiodinium sp. CCMP2456
Lineage: Eukaryota; Dinophyceae; Suessiales; Symbiodiniaceae
Source: the annotation of a GenBank genome assembly
AUGGAUCGCAAGGUUUCCUUGAUGCACUGCAAGUACGACUGGCGUUGGGCUGACCUCAAUGAGACCAAAGCUGAGUGGCAGAAGGUGCUCUCCCCACCAAUUCGGGUCUUGGAGGUCACCUGCCCGUACCGGUCCCGGGGAUUUCUGAUGCCCGGCCCGAUCAUCGUGCAACCAAGCAAUCCGUCGGGGCACCGCGAAUGGCGGGACGUAGCCGUCACUUGCUUCCGCAUGGCCUUUGUGGCAAUUCUGAUUCUAGUGUGCGUGGCCCAGGUCGUCCUGCUCAUGGGCUGCAUAGCAAUGCUUGUCAUGCAAAUAG